Molecule: messenger RNA, 1665 nt
Organism: Linum trigynum
Lineage: Eukaryota; Viridiplantae; Streptophyta; Magnoliopsida; Malpighiales; Linaceae
Source: the annotation of a GenBank genome assembly
AUGGAGGGAGCUCUGUGGAAGGAGCUUCUGGGUUUUCAAUUUCCCAUGGGAAAGUUCAAAUCUUUGUGGUUAUUUGUGGCUUUCUUGACUUUGAGCCCCGGCUUUGGUUCAGCUGGAGACAUAGUUCAUCCGGACGCUAAGGCUCCCAGUAAGCCUGGCUGCGACAACAGCUUUGUACUGGUGAAAAUCCCCACUUGGGUUGAUGGGGUUGAAGACACAGAGUACGUUGGUGUUGGUGCUCGCUUUGGCCCAACAUUAGAAUCAAAAGAAAAACAUGCAAAUAAAUCUAGGCUUGCUUUGGCUGACCCUCCUGACUGUUGCAGCACACCCAAGAAUCAGCUCACAGGGGAGAUCAUUAUGGUGCACCGUGGAAACUGCAGCUUCACAACUAAGUCUAAUAUAGCUGAGGCUGCUGGGGCUUCUGCUAUUCUAAUUAUAAACAAUCGAACGGAGCUUUUCAAGAUGGUUUGUGAAGAGAAUGAAACUGAUUUAGAUAUAGGAAUCCCAGCUGUCAUGCUUCCACAGGAUGCGGGAACAACCUUGGAAAAUUAUAUGAGCAGCAACGCCACAGUUCUUCUGCAGCUUUAUUCCCCUAAACGUCCAUUAGUUGAUGUUGCGGAAGUGUUUUUGUGGCUUAUGGCUGUCGGCACCAUUUUAUGUGCUUCUUACUGGUCUGCCUGGACUGCAAGGGAGGCAGCAAUAGAGCAAGACAAGCUCUUAAAGGAUGGUCUAGACGUACAUCAGGAAGAUGUUUGCGCUAGCAAAAUAGUUAACAUCAAUGUCACCUCUGCGGUUCUCUUUGUUGUGGCUGCUUCAUGCUUCUUGAUUAUGCUCUACAAGCUUAUGUCAUUCUGGUUUAUUGAAGUUUUAGUAGUUCUCUUCUGCAUCGGUGGCGUUGAGGGUUUGCAGACCUGCCUGGUUGCUCUGUUAUCAUGUUUCAGAUGGUUUCAACAUGCUGCUGACUCAUCUGUUAACGUCCCCUUCUUUGGAGCUGUCUCGUAUCUGACAUUAAUUGUCGCUCCCUUCUGCAUAGCAUUCACUGUUGUUUGGGCAGUUUAUCGCCGAAUUUCAUUUGCUUGGAUAGGUCAAGAUAUCCUUGGUAUUGCACUGAUCAUUACAGUUCAUCAGAUUGUCCAUGUACCAAAUCUGAAGGUUGGUACAGUUCUUCUCAGUUGUGCCUUCCUAUACGACAUCUUCUGGGUAUUUGUUUCCAAAUACUGGUUCGACGAGAGUGUCAUGAUAGUGGUAGCUCGUGGUGAUGGGAGUGGGGAGGAUGGCAUACCAAUGUUACUGAAAAUUCCUAGGAUGUUUGAUCCCUGGGGUGGAUAUAGCAUCAUUGGCUUCGGUGACAUCAUCUUACCCGGACUGGUCGUUGCUUUUUCCUUGAGAUACGACUGGCUGGCGAAGAAGACUCUUAAAGCCGGAUACUUUGUAUGGGCAAUGACUGCAUAUGGCUUAGGUCUUUUCGUCACGUACGUAGCUCUGAACAUGAUGGAUGGGCAUGGCCAGCCAGCACUUCUUUACAUUGUUCCUUUCACGCUAGGAACGUUUCUGGCACUUGGGAAGAAGAGAGGAGAUUUGAAGAUAUUAUGGACAAGAGGGGAACCAGAGAGGCCUUGUCCACACCUCCAACUUCAAUCCUCUCAACUACUACACCAACAAUAA